Molecule: messenger RNA, 7505 nt
Organism: Acipenser ruthenus (sterlet)
Lineage: Eukaryota; Metazoa; Chordata; Actinopteri; Acipenseriformes; Acipenseridae
Product: lysophosphatidic acid receptor 6-like
Exons: 6
Coding region: 4266-5321 (351 amino acids)
Biological process (GO): G protein-coupled receptor signaling pathway
Cellular component (GO): plasma membrane
Molecular function (GO): G protein-coupled receptor activity
Source: RefSeq, a predicted model, not a curated record
CGGUUAUAAACAAUGUUAUUAAUUUGACGUUUUUAUUGUAACUAAUCGUUAUACAUAUUUUAGAAGCGCCUGUGAUUUUAUUUAUUUGUGUUUAUUUAUUUGCAUAAUUGAAUAAUUUAAAAACGUCAACAAUAUACCCUAUAUAUCAUUUUGUUUGUUUUUUGCACAGAGUAACUCCAAAUCAUUUUUUGAUAAGCUCUUGGUGCCUAAUUUAAAAAAAAGAAAAAAACCUACACAAAAUUGUCCUUGUGAUCCCGUAAAAGAAAAUUAUAUUCCUUAAAUUACCUUAAUAAAUGAAAAACAUAAGUUGUAAUACUGUAGUUGAACUUACAACAUUAUUCCAUACCUCAUAUGUCUGCACCCAACCUUUAUUGCUAAGCAGGGCUAUGACCCCUCCCUAAAAUGAGUUUUAGCUGUUGAUAGAAAUGCUUGCAGGCUUUUGACAAACAUGCAUUCUGCAGCUACUUGUGCCAGUAGAAAGCUAUGGAUGAUAUAUUCAAUCUCCUUCAUAGCACGGAAACAAUCCAGAAAUGUUUAAAAAAAGUAUAUUAUACUGAUAAUAUUUUACAUGAAAACAUCUGGGCUGAUAUUUAAUAUGCGGCAGCAAUCUUCUUAAUGAAAUUAAAUUGGGCUACGGGGGGCAUGGGGGAAGUGGGUGAGGUUGACGGACAACCAGUUAUGAAUUAUAUUAAAAUAUAACUUCUAGAACACAAUACUGUUAUACAGUGUACUCUGUGUUUUAUUAUAUUAAACAAUGGCCCAGCAUGCAAUCGGCUGUAUUUAAAAAAAAAGCAUUUUCUGAAAAUACUUGAGGAUAUGGGGAUUGCUUCAAUAAACUAAAUGAAACACUAAACUAAACUGUGUACAUUCAAUGAAAAACAUGAUGGAUGCCUUUCACUGAAAUACAUUCUAUAUAGAAUCAUAUACAGUGGAUUCCCUCUAUUACAACCCACAAAGCAAUAGAUUAAAAGGUCUUCAUAGAAAGCUUGCCCUAACAGGAGACCCUCAGAUUGACUCCUUGCUGAAAGGGUCUGCAGUAAACCAACCACCCAGGAAGUGUGGUAGGAAUUGUCUUGCCGCACACAUGGGUUAUUUCGACUUUUGAAAAUAUAUUAUAUUAAACAAUUAAAUAAUUACACAAACUGGCUUUUUUAAGGAACAAAAUAUCGCGCCCGCCGCCGCCUGUGUGUGGAUUGCCUCGCCCUGUGUGAUGCGCCUGUCUGCGGGAACCGAGAAUGCUACAAUUACAUUGCCAUUUAUACUAGUAACAUUUUUAGAGAUGAAAUAACAUUUGUGAAUUGAAAGCAGACUGAUUUCAGUUGUAUGUUGACAUUUUUACCUACAGAAACACUGUUUGUAAGUUGGUCUAUGAUGUCAUAGCCGCUCUAUAAGACAAUUAUUACCUCACGGUCAUGUGAUCUUGUUCAGCCAAUCACAGCACUUAAUUUAGCCAAGCCAUUUUAUAAAGGUGGUUAUUUUACAAGUUUGUGAAAAUAAAACCCUGAUGUAUGUUGGAUUAGCACAAACACAAGGGUGUUCAAAAUUGAAGUAUGAUUUUUAUAGAAUUUAAUAAUCUAUCCCUGAUUGAAAGUGUUUCAGAUUUUGGCUAUUGCUGUUACUGUAUUCAUAAAUUACAGAACAACAAACCAAGUUCUCCCAGUUUUGCUUUUUACAGAGCAGAAUGAGACAAAAUUGAAAUUAACAAUGUAACUCCCAUGACUCCCCGCUAGAGGUCAGUACAGAUUAGUAAAUCUGGAAUAUACUGUACUCUUUGUACAAAGAUCUUAGUCUAACCUCGUGACGUGGGGCACUAGGGUAAUAAUAUAUUUAGGGAAGAUAGUUCAACUCAAAGACUCCUAGAAAGCAGCAGGUGUUUUGAUUAGUAAAGCACGAAUUAGAGAACAGUUUCAUACACUGCUGAUCCUGAUGAUGUGCACAGACGAUACCCAACAUCCACCAACGAUGUACUGCUCAUAUGAUACAGUAUUACAAAGUCAAAACACCUUUGCUGAGCAUUAAUUAGUAUUGCAUUGAUUUUACAGUAGUAAUCGGCGACUCAUCCCGAAGAAACAAAGAUGUUUCGACUGUUGGACAAGUUGCUGGAAGACUUCCCCAAAGAAAAGCAGCGGUACAACUGGCCCGUGACUCGAAUCGAGUGGAACGGGUCAUUUUAUUCACAGACGGAAGGGAGCGACUCCAGGUACCCCGUUCGGUUGGUUUGUCCAGGAGAAAAGGGCAUAUGUGCAGACCACGUUGUGCUGAGCAUCUCACUCGGUGAUUCGUGAGAAUUGUAUUUCUAUCUUGCACUGCAACAGUGUUAAAAAGAAGCUUAUCCUUCCUGAAUCCUCUUCAUGAGCACCAGCCCAGCUGUCAGCAUGGGGACCGCACAGCCUCCCACUCCCACCGGUUUUCUGGGCUACACCUUCGAGGAGUCUCACAUGAGAGUCCACACCAUUUUGAUCGUCAUCAUCUUCUGCAUCGUCUGCUUUCUCCUGCUGGUGGCGUUCUUCUACGCCUUCUGUUUCCACUGCACCACAGCAUCUGUGCCCAAGGACAGCAGGGGCAAGUUGGAUCGUGAGGACGCCACCUUCAGAAGAAGCUCCUCGCCCUCUGUGGUCAACUCCAUUUGAACACUAUUCAUCUUGUGGGAGGACUUUUAUUUCUGUGUACACCGUAGGUCAGUGGUUCCCAACUCUAGCCAUCAAGAGGCAGUCCAGGUGUUUUUUCCAAUCAGGCCCUACACUUGUUAACUGAACAGACUCAGGGUUAGUGAACUAAUUUAGGACUUGACUGGGAUGAAGUCCUAGACUGGAACAGACCUCAUUGGCAACCAUCACCGUCGGUGAUAGGUCAUGACACUGUACAAAAUCACAUGGUCCUGGGAUAUUACCACAUAUCAUUUACUGGAAACCUGGUAUCAUUUUUCUGUGAGACACAGUUUACAGUACAGCCUUACACCAGGACGUGCUUGGGUGUGCCUAUUAUAAAAGCUGGUAGAACUACAGGACUCAAUGUUAUAUCGUGUAUACAGUAUAUUCAGGAGCGCCCCCAGUAAUCUUUCACAUGGUACGCACAACUGAACCACACCAACAUCCCUUAUCGUGCCAAUAACAACUCUAUCACCAUGCUGUAAAGUGUUUCAGCCAAUCAGAGUGCUGCAUGUUUGUUCUUUCCUGAGUUUCACAGCACCUACACUGUCACAUUAGAAAACUGGAAUUAAAUUGCAUCACUGUUUCCGUUUCUAAAAAUAAAUAAACACAGCACGCUGCCAUCGAGACAGAACAGCAACUACAGUGAUAGCCAAAAAACUUCAAUAACAAUAAUAAUAAUAUAAGGAAUAAACUCUCGUGGCAAGAUAAAUGACGAGACUGAAGGUGGAGUAUCCAUGUCACCAGAAACCCGAGAUAAAAUGACAGGAUUUUUAUUGCACACUUUGGUGUACUUUAUUUGUUACCUUACAUAAUAACCCUUAUAAUAAUACAGUGUACAUAAUAAGACUGUAAGCUCCAGGGGUUCUAAUAUAAUAUAUAGUGCUGUAAACACUACUGCUGAUUAUAAUAAUAAUAACACACUUAUGUGUUAAUGAUUAGGAAAUGUAUUAUUACAUUUAAUAUAAGACAAAAUUAAAAUAGAAAUGGAACUUUAAAUGUGCGCUUCCCGUGCUCAGUCCUGGAAGAGCAGAAUUCAGAUCAUGCAGUAGUGCUGUACUAACAUUCGAAGCCGCCGACGUAUUUGCCAGACAGAGACGGUUCGGUGCUUUUACUGAUUUUGUUCCCUCUGACAUUCUGGAUCAUCAGAAGAGAGAUUUUUGCUCUUUUUUGAAGCUUCAACCAAACCUAUCUGCUUCCGUUUGCUCAUUAUUACCCCUAAAUAAACAGUACGAUUCUAUAAGCUUAAUGUCUGUUUCACAUCAACCCAUCGCACAAGAUAUAUGCGAGUCCACACUUAUGAAGAUGAAGUUUUGCAAACCAAAGUAGCCAGGAGCCCUGUGUCGUUGACUUCUCACUUCCUGUGUGGGCGCUUCUACUGUACAAGUUCUCUGCCAGCCAGUCUCAUAGUCAUUUUAAGCUCUAGCUCCUGAAUAAGAAGACAUUCCUUUGUUUCCUAAUCGAAAAUAACAGUACUGUUGCUACAACUGUUUAUGUAAGGAUGUACAAUGCAAAUAUUCUACAGGCUACAGAACUUACUAGACUCCUUUCACUCUCGGUGGAUCUACCAGGAAUAAAAACAACAAAGAUUGCAUUUUUACACUGGCUCUUCAACAAAUGGCAGGCAAUACACCCCUUGGAAAUGAAGUGCACAAUUCUGUUUUAAAUGUGACCUUCGAAUGUAUUCCUCCAUACCACAGUGUCCAGUACAUUCUGAGACCAGUGGUUUACAGCAUUAUUUGUUUCCUGGGUUUGACUGGAAACAGCUUUUCUCUCUGGACCUUACUCACCAAUAAGAAUACCACCAUCUUCCGUAACCCCUUCAUGAUAAGCCUGGCUGCCAUGGACCUGCAGUUUGCCUUCUGUUUGGCAUUCAAAGUUAUUUACCAUGCAAAGGGCAGCAACUGGAUCUUUGGGGAGGUUUUUUGCAAAGUCUUCCUCUCCCUUUACAUCUCCAACAUUUUUGGCUGCCCGUUGAUCCUGACCUGCAUUUCCAUAGAGCGUUACAUUGCCUUAGUCCCACCAACCAGGACUCUCCAGCUGCAUAGACAAGCCUUCAGAAUCGCUCUCUCCUGUUUCAUCUGGGUAGUGGUUUUAACAGCUUGUGUCAGUUUAACUUGUUCUGGAAAACUGACCAACCAGUUAAAUAAAGACAGAACCGCUUGUGGGGAGAGUUUCUCUCAAGUCGAAUGGAUUCAUCGCAUAGGGAUCAUGAGCAUUGUAGGUUCAUGCUUUGGUUUCUUUGUUCCUUUCUUAAUACUGAUUAUCUGCUACACUGUGAUUGCCAGGAAGCUGAGCAACCUGCUCGGAGAGAACCCAGCUACUCUCAACAUCAAAAAGAAAUCCAUGAGGACCAUUUUGAUAGUGAUCACUGUGCUGACCAUCUGUUUUCUUCCUUUUCACACUAUUAAUAUUAUCAGAACCGCAUUGAUACUGCAGAAGUUAAAUAGCUCCUACAACCGUUUCUGUACAGCAUAUUCGAUAAUGGAAGCAGUAACGAGUUUCAACAGCUGCUUGAACCCUAUAGUGUAUUACCACCAGGCUGAGGGCUUCAAUUGGAUGAGUCACUGCUGCCAUUCCCAGGAUGAAACUGAUGAAGCAGCCAACAGGGAACAGAGAGAGAGCCACAAGCAUGCUACCAGAACUGACCUCCCAGUUACAAACGCCCCAUAAUCCGUGGCCAUAUCCCUAAUCAGAGGGGCCAAGUACUGUUAUUAAUUACUGUUAUUACUGUCAAUGGUUUCUCACAAAUGAUGCUCCAAAUUUCACAUUUAAGGUACAUCCUUUGUUGUCAUGGAGAUCUUGGAAAACCAAAAUUUCCAUUGUGAUUUUUUCAUAUCUUAUAACAGAGAGUAUAGAUUUUUUUAUACCGGAUUGUAGCUAGUGCCAUUGCCCGGGCCCUAUCGUCUCGGAAUAUAUUUUAUUAAUAUACGGCCUGUAAUAAAAAGCUUUAAGAAUCUGGCCCAGUAACAUGCACAGUUUUAUUGAUAGAAAGAUAUUUGGUUUGUACAAUACUUGUGUUUUAUUCAGAGAAUUAUUCAAAUACCAGCUGAUGGGAUUCAAAUGGAGGAUGCCUUGCAGUACUUCCCAGGAUGACUUUGCUGAGCCAGUCAAUGACACCAAAGUACAGAGAGAGACUCCAGACCCCACCACCAGAACUGAGAAUCCUACAGCCAAGACCCCAUGACACUGGAUGUCAAUGGAAUUACUGUAUGUAGGAAAUCACACAGUUUGUAAAACGAAUACGCUUUCUGUUUAGGAAAUGUUGCAAUUGGUAAUAGAAUUAAACUAAAAUUUCUCCAACACAGUGAGUAUCAUCAGAAAGUUAAAUUACCUCCUCAUGGCUCCAAAAUAAAUUUUACCUACACAAAAUUCAGGAUAAAACUCUCGUCUACAGGCAGUGCUUUAAGUGUAUUAAGUUAAUUAAAAUGAGACCUAAAUCAAAGGCCUCGCUUUCUAUAUUGUACCUUGAAAGAACCUUGGUUUUAGGCCUCACUGCAGUGUGAUAGAACAGGAUUACAGAUUUUAGUCGCCAGAAAAUCUCUCUGAAAUCCUCCAUAGUUCCAUGAUUGGGUUAGAGAUAGAUGAGGAAAUAAACAUGAUAGGCAAAAUAGGUAUUAAAAGGCCCUUUGUUUACUUCCUUUUGCUAUGAUGAAUGAUACCAUUAUGUAUUUUUUAAAUGCAAAUGCUGUUCCCAAAUGCUCCUUUAUGUGGAGUUUCUAAUGGACUUUACUGCACAAAUGAACAUUACAAGGGUAAUGCUAAAUAUUUUCUUGUUUCUCUAUUUUGUGUAAUCUGGGCUGGGAUUUCAAUUUGUGCACUGCUUUUUGGAGAGCUAACCAUACAUUCACACAAAACAUAAUGUGGCACCUUCUCUUCAAGUGAAUGGGAUUUGCGUCUUGGGGAAAUUCAUUGUAUUGGUUUCUUCCUGGGUUUCCUUUUUUCCUUCCUGGUAAUGAUCAUCUGUUAUAUUCUAAUGGCAAAAAAGAUAAGCAAUCUGCUUUGAGAGAGUCCAGCUACUCUUAAGGCUAAAGAGAAGUCUAUGAGGAACGUUGUGAUUGUGAAAAUUGUGCUGUCAAGUUGCUUCCAUUCCACACAAUAUCUAUAAUUAGAAUAUUUCUUGCCGAAAUAGCCAUGUUCAUAGUCAAUUUCAACAGCUGCCUUAACCCUAUAGUGUAUCAUUUCCAGGUUGUGGUCUUCAAAGUGAGAACGCCCUGUUGUCCAUCCCAGGAAGCCCUUUCUGAACCAGACAGCAGCAAGGUACAGAUCCCUAGCUAGCUGUGAGAUCCAAGCAGUCCAGUCACCAGUAAUCCUCCAGACUUGGAGGUGUGUAGCUGUUCUGAAUGUUGGUACAAAAUAUUACACCCAGCAUCUAUCCAUGGAUUUUCUUUAACAUUUUGUACAGUUUACACUUGUAUAGUCUAGCUAUGUUUGGUGUAUUUUGGUAUAAUAUAAUGCCCAUUUUAUAUUUUGUUUAUAUGUUAUUUUGGAUUCCACAACGCUUGAAUGAAUGUGUUUUUAUGUAGUUUUAAUGCGAAGCAAUUGGGCAGCAUUGGGAAUUUUGGUUUUAAUACCAACAUUCAUCCCACCUUAGCUAAUGCGGUGCACAAAAUGUACAUGUAAUCUGCCACUUGGUCUUGAUAUAGGCUGUUGACUAUCUCUGCAGUAAGGAACCUUGGGUGACUUUGUGGACUUACCCGAAUAAGCCUGUGAUGUAUCUAUUGAUUGCAUUACGGUUGUUUAAGUCUUGCCAAUUAAAGGGCUGUGUAUUGAUUGCAUUACUUCAUUUAGAUUAAGAUUUAAACCGUGUAUUUGAUAUUUAGGAUACUGUUAUUCUGUCACUAAGUAUCUGCAUAA